This is a messenger RNA of Gastrolobium bilobum, 1083 nucleotides long. Its product is annotated as feruloyl CoA ortho-hydroxylase F6H1-3-like. The transcript is spliced from 2 exons. Bases 1 to 1083 code for a protein of 360 amino acids. Lineage: Eukaryota; Viridiplantae; Streptophyta; Magnoliopsida; Fabales; Fabaceae. The record is from RefSeq and is a predicted model, not a curated record.
AUGGCACCAACCGUAGAGACCCUAAUGACCAUUCCCUCGGAUCUUAAUGAAUUUGUGAUGCUUCAAGGGAAUGGAGUAAAGGGUCUUUAUGAAAUUGGCCUAAAGAGCCUCCCCAAGCAAUAUAUCCAACCUUUGGAAGAAAGGAUGAGUAUGGCCAAAAUUGUGACUCAAAAUUCCAUUCCCAUCGUUGACAUGUCCAAUUGGGAUGAUCCAAAUGUGGCAAAUGCAAUUUGUGAUGCAGCUGAAAAGUGGGGUUUCUUCCAAAUAAUCAAUCAUGGGGUGCCCCUCCAAGUGCUGGACAAUGUCCAGAAUGCAACUUAUAGGUUCUAUGAUUUGCCAGCUGAAGAGAAAGUUAAGUACACAAAAGAGAAUUCACCAUCCAAUCAUGUGAGGUAUGGAUCUAGCUUUAGCCCUGAAGCAGAGAAUGCCCUAGAGUGGAAAGAUUAUCUCAGCCUAUUCUAUGUUUCUGAGGAUGAGGCUGCAGCAACAUGGCCUCAAGCAUUAAGGGAUGAAGCACUAGAAUUCAUGAAAAAAUCCGAAACUAUAAUUAAACAACUUUUAAGUGUGUUGAUGAAGAGGCUAAACGUGAUGGAAAUUGAUGAGACAAAUGAAUCAAUGUUAAUGGGUUCAAAGAGAAUCAACUUCAACUACUAUCCCAUUUGCCCUAACCAAGACUUAACGGUAGCAAUAGGGCGCCAUUCCGAUGUGUCAACCCUAACCGUUCUUCUCCAAGACCAAACCGGCGGCCUCUAUGUCCGGGCCGAGGACCGUCAUAGCUGGAUCCAUGUGCCACCAAUCUCCGGUGCCCUAGUGAUUAACAUUGGUGAUGCAUUGCAAAUAAUGAGCAAUGGUAGGUAUAAGAGCAUUGAGCAUCGAGCUGCAGCCAAUGGAAGCAAAACUAGGGUUUCGGUGCCCAUUUUUGUGAACCCUAGACCCUCUGAUGUCAUUGGUCCUUUGCCUCAAGUGCUUGCUAGUGGGGAGAAGGCUACGUAUAAAAAUGUGCUGUAUUCGGAUUAUGUGAAGCAUUUUUUCAGGAAAGCUCAUGAUGGGAAGAUGACCAUUGAUUAUGCCAAGAUAUUUUAA